AUGGUAUGUUCCAUCAAUCAAUUCCUCGCGAACGCUUUCUUUAGCCUUUUCUAUAAAGCUGCUCGCUCCGUGCACACGUCGAAGUCCGCGCAAGCGCCCGAAACUACACCCACUUCGGUCUCCUCUGCUUCUGAGCCGAUCACCACAUUAGCCAUGCACGGCUCAAAUCAACUUAGCCUUGAGCAACCCCAGAACAAGGCUGAAUACGUCCUAUCAACAUUAGACAAAAUUGUCAACUGGGGACGCCAAGGUUCGAUAUGGCCCAUGACUUUCGGUCUUGCAUGUUGUGCUGUCGAAAUGAUGCACAUGGCUGCUGCUCGCUAUGACCAAGAUCGUCUCGGUGUCGUUUUUCGUGCCUCUCCGCGUCAAUCUGACGUUAUGAUUGUCGCGGGUACGCUCACAAACAAAAUGGCUCCCGCACUUCGUAAAGUCUAUGACCAAAUGCCCGAGCCAAGAUGGGUUGUGUCCAUGGGAUCUUGCGCAAAUGGCGGUGGCUACUACCACUACUCAUACGCUGUUGUUCGUGGCUGUGAUCGGAUUGUACCCGUGGAUAUCUAUGUUCCUGGGUGCCCACCAACUGCUGAAGCAUUACUUUAUGGUAUGUUACAACUUCAGCGUAAAAUGAGAAGAAACAGGAAGAGUGUGCUUUGGUGA
This is a messenger RNA of Suillus fuscotomentosus, 654 nucleotides long. RefSeq names its product ndufs7, NADH:ubiquinone oxidoreductase 20 kd subunit. Gene Ontology annotation, biological process: mitochondrial respiratory chain complex I assembly; electron transport coupled proton transport; aerobic respiration. Gene Ontology annotation, molecular function: 4 iron, 4 sulfur cluster binding; NADH dehydrogenase (ubiquinone) activity; quinone binding. Lineage: Eukaryota; Fungi; Basidiomycota; Agaricomycetes; Boletales; Suillaceae. The transcript is spliced from 3 exons. The coding region runs from base 1 to 654 and encodes 217 amino acids. The record is from RefSeq and is a predicted model, not a curated record.